Messenger RNA from Rattus norvegicus (Norway rat), 982 nucleotides. RefSeq names its product immunoglobulin lambda-like polypeptide 1 (gene Igll1). Lineage: Eukaryota; Metazoa; Chordata; Mammalia; Rodentia; Muridae. The record is from RefSeq and is a predicted model, not a curated record.
GUAUCCCAACCACAGCCGGGUAGUUUGCAGAUGUCCCUUUGGGAGAGACCUCCACAGAUGGUGACCAUAGGCACUGGGGUAUGCCUGCUGGUGGUGGAAACCAGAGACAACCUGCGGUUUGGCUACACAGAUCCAUCUGCACUGGGAUAGCUUCUGGCCACCAGGGGAGGAACAAUUCUUUUACCAGGAGACCUACAUUGCAAGUGGGACCGGAGUUGACUUUGAACUUCUGGGUCAAUGAAGCUCAGGGCAGGACAGACACUGGGCACUAUCCCCAGGCAAUGUGAAAUUCUCCUUCUGUUGCUGCUGUUGGGCCUGGUGGAUGGUGUCCACCAUAUACUUUCCCCAAGCUCAGCACAAAGGGGCAGAGCUGUGGGCCCUGGAGCCUCAGUGGGAAGCAGCAGGUCUAGCCUGUGGACCCUUCCAGGCAGGUUCCUGUUCCAGAUCAUCCCACGGGGAGCAGGUCCCAGGUGCUGGCCCCAUAGGCUUCCAUCCAAGUCCCAGUUAUGGGCAGCCCAAGUCUGACCCCUUGGUCACUCUGUUCCUGCCUUCCUUAAAGAAUCUCCAGGUUAAGAAGGCGACACUAGUGUGUCUGGUGAGCGAAUUCUACCCAGGUACUUUGGUGGUGGACUGGAAGGUAGAUGGGAUCCCUGUCACUCAGGGUGUGGAGACAACCCAACCCUCCAAACAGACCAACAACAAGUACGUGGCCAGCAGCUACCUGACACUGAUGUCUGACCAAUGGAUGCCUCACAGUAGAUACACCUGCCAGGUCACUCAUGAAGGAAACACUGUGGAGAAGAGUGUGUCACCUGCUGAAUGUUCUUAGACCACGAUCCUUCCUGAAGCAUCAGGGGGCCUGGAUCUAAAGUUCCAGAAAAAAGUUUUUUGUUUUGUUUUUUUGUUUUUGUUUUCUUUUGCCAUUAAUCAUCCCACUGUUUUUCCUGUGUGUAAUACUCAAUAAAUAUCUUAUCAGCAACAA